AUGUCAUCAUCGUUCUCUCCUUCGUCUUCUCUCGCUCAUGAUCGCUCAACCACAAACCUAUCUUCUCCCUCUCCUCCUCUCAUCCCUCGACCGACUCUCUUUGACUGGAUCAAGGAACAUCUGCUCUACAUGAACCAUGCCACUCCCUACAAAAUCAAUAUUUUAAAUUUAGGAAAAAGUAAUAGACGAAAUAUUCACUAUGAUCGGUUCCAAUUACAGAUACCAUUCUUUGAUGAUGCUUUGACUUUGCACUUGUUUUAUGAUGGAAACAAACCUCACUCACCUUUUGAUUUACAAAUUAUUUCCGAUGUUAUGAACGGAUCCUAUUUGCAACAUUUCAUGUUGGACAUUUCCAAAAUGAAAUCCAUAAUGGAAUGGAAAGAAUUAUAUUUGAAAUAUUCAUCACAAAACUAUCACCCAAUGAGCGGUACUGAUUUAAAUACACCAAUUAUAACAUCGGAAUAUAUGUCUCAAUUUACGUUUAAAUCGAUAGAAGAAGUUUUACUGAAUUUAAGAGAUUAUUUCAAAUUGAUUCUGAGUCAUCACAGAAAUGAAAAUAUUAAAUUUGAGUUUGAGACAAGCUCCUCCAUUCCUGGUGUCACUUAUUACAUCAAGGAGUUCAGAAGUGACUCCUUUACAACUGAAGACGCCUCCAUAAUAGAAAAGGUAUAUUUUUCAAUUCCCCUUUCAAUAAGUGGAAUUGACAAAAUUGAGGAAUAUCAACGAUUGUUUGAUCCCACAACUAUUGAGCUACCAGACGCAAAACCUAAACUUUUGAUUUAUUAUUCAUUUGAUAAGAGUAGAAAUUGUAUUGUGAAUGUAAAUACCGAAAUUAUUUAUCCCAUUGAUGUGAAAAAUAACAAGAGGCUUGAAUGGCUAACACAGAUAGCACCACCUACAUGGAAUCAAGGAAAGUCAUGUAUAUUAGAAUAUCUUUCAGAAACCACAGAAAAUAUUGAAAAAGAGGUUGAAAAAUCAUAA
Naegleria fowleri is the source of this 981-nucleotide messenger RNA. RefSeq lists its product as uncharacterized. Bases 1 to 981 code for a protein of 326 amino acids. The transcript has a single exon. Lineage: Eukaryota; Heterolobosea; Eutetramitea; Acrasida; Naegleriidae. The record is from RefSeq and is a predicted model, not a curated record.